Messenger RNA from Plodia interpunctella (Indianmeal moth), 1194 nucleotides. RefSeq names its product phospholipase A1 member A-like. The coding region runs from base 104 to 1084 and encodes 326 amino acids. Gene Ontology annotation, molecular function: lipase activity. Gene Ontology annotation, biological process: lipid catabolic process. Lineage: Eukaryota; Metazoa; Arthropoda; Insecta; Lepidoptera; Pyralidae. The transcript is spliced from 6 exons. The record is from RefSeq and is a predicted model, not a curated record.
UUUUGUUUGUGCAGAUAAUUGAUAAGAUUAAAAGAUAGAAUUAAAAGAAAUAUAAAUAGCGAUCGAUCUUCUAAACGCCACAGUGGGUAAAAGAUUAGUAAUUAUGAAGUUGACUCUUGCUUUGCUGUUUGUUUCUUUGGCUUACACAGCCUAUGCUGUACCCAUUGAAGAAUCAGUCACCUACCCCAGACAUAUGCAAUUCCCUGGAGGCGAUGGUGUGAUGCAUGACAUUGAUUUGGAUGGAGAGGUCGAUGAAGAGUUGCUGAUUGGCAUUGCUGAACGCAAUGUCUACAUUUUGUUCACAAGACUCAAUCCUACUGCUGGCCAAACUUUAGUCAUCAACGACGCGGAUUCCAUCAGAAACUCCAAUUUCAACCCUGCUCACAAUACUGUGGUGAUCUCCCACGGCUGGCUCAGUAACCAGAACACUGGAAUCAACGGCCUAAUCCGUGAUGCUUACCUCAACAAGGGAGAUACCAACGUGAUUGUCCUCGACUGGAGACGCCUAGCUAUAUCCAACUAUGUUACUGCUGUACGAGGAGUACCCAUCGUGGGUGUAGGCUUGGGGCAGUUCAUUCGUUACCUGGUCGGUGUCACUGGUGCUAGCUAUGACACCAUCCACUUGGUUGGCUUCAGCUUGGGCGCUCAUCUAGUCGGCAAUGCUGGUCGGGAAUUGGAAGGAAGAUUAGCUCGUAUUACUGCUCUUGACCCCGCUGGUCCCCUAUGGGUCUUCAACUCCAAUCGCGUUAACUCAAAAGACGCGAAAUAUGUCGAGGGCAUCCACACCAACGGCGGUCUCAUCGGUCUCGGUUACGGUUCUCCCGUGGGUCACGUGGAUUUCUUCCCCAACGGUGGGAGCUCCCAACCCAGCUGCCUCACCCCCAUCUGUGACCACAACCGCGCCUGGGAACUCUUCGCUGCGUCUGUCAGCUACAAUCAUUUGAUUGGCAGGAAGUGCUCGAAUGAUAUCCAGAUUACUCUGAACUCAUGCCGUGGAGGCACAUUCCCAAUGGGCAACGACGACUUGCAUAAACAAGGAUCAGGAAAAUACCGCGCUAACACCAGCGGCAAAUACCCCUUCUAAGCGAUACAAAUAAAUACUCAAAUUUAUAAUUAUAUAUUUCAUUUAUUUAAAAUCAUCAUCAUAGUAUCAUGCUAAGUAUAUGAUACAAUCAAAAUUUGUUUUUACUUUCA